CAGCCCCCCCGUGUCCAGACGUUGACCUCAAAUUUCCGCGUAAAAUUCAAAGUCCCCGGCAAAAAGUUGCCCCUUUUAAUCGCCGAGGACUCCCAAACUUCUCAAAUGGAACCCUAGCAGAGGUCAGGCCGAGAUGAGAAGGGGCCGGCCAAACCCUAAGCCCUUCCAGCUCGCUCUCCCCCCUCGUGAGACCUCCAUCGAGAAAUUCCUGACUCAGAGUGGGACUUUCAAGGCUGGAGAUUUGCUGGUGAACAAGGACGGGCUUCGGAUUGUUUCCCAUGGCGAAGAGGGAGAGCGGCCUCUUAUCAACCCGUUGGACGAUCAGUUGGCUUUAGUUGAUAUGGACAUUGUUAAAGUGAUAGGAAAGGGAAGUGGUGGAAUUGUACAGCUGGUUCGACACAAGUGGACAGGUCAAUUUUUUGCUCUCAAGGUUAUUCAAAUGAAUAUCCAAGAGGAUAUAUGCAGACAGAUUGCACAAGAAUUGAGGAUAAACCUUUCAUCACAGAGCCCCUUUGUUGUUGUAUGCUAUCAGUCAUUUUAUGAUAACGGUGUUAUAUCGAUAGUUUUAGAAUACAUGGAUGGUGGUUCUCUCGCUGAUUUUCUAGCGAAAGUCAAGUCGAUUCCAGAGGCAUAUCUUUCUGCAAUUUGUAAACAGGUGCUCAAGGGUUUAAUCUAUCUCCACCAUGAGAAGCACAUUAUUCAUCGAGACUUGAAACCAUCGAACAUACUAAUAAAACACACAGGGGAAGUCAAGAUAUCUGAUUUCGGUGUGAGUGUGAUACUGGCAAGUUCUUCUGGCCAGCGUGAUACUUUUACUGGGCCCUGCCACUAUAUGUCUCCAGAACGUAUAAGUGGAAACAGACAUGGCUAUUCAAGUGAUAUUUGGAGCUUGGGUUUAGUUAUGCUGGAAUGUGCAACCGGUCAGUUCCCAUAUCCUCCUGUCGAUAGCUUUUAUGAACUUUUGGAAGCAGUUGUUGAUCAGCCAGCACCUCGAGCCCCUUCGGACCAGUUCUCGGAGGAGUUCUGCUCAUUUAUCUCCACAUGCAUACAGAAGAAGCCAGAGGAUAGACAUUCGGCACUGUUACUCUUGGAACAUCCAUUCUUGCACAUGUACGAUGAUCUCCAUGUCGAUCUCUCAUCAUAUUUCACUGUUGCUCGUGCUCCGUUGGCUACUUUCUGAGUAAUGUUGGUACAUCUAGUUCAAGUUAGAAAUGUAUACCCUCAAGAUUCUAUUCAACAAGUUCAAGUUCACUUGUGUACGUGUGACUGAACUAUCCAUUCAUUUUAUGGCAACAAACAAGGACUUCAUCCUAAAGUUUUGAUAUUGUCUAUAUAAUCUGUCUUUUUUUCCUUUUUUAAUAUUAUCAUUCCUGAUAUUCA
Molecule: messenger RNA, 1380 nt
Organism: Asparagus officinalis (garden asparagus)
Lineage: Eukaryota; Viridiplantae; Streptophyta; Magnoliopsida; Asparagales; Asparagaceae
Product: mitogen-activated protein kinase kinase 2-like
Exons: 8
Coding region: 134-1180 (348 amino acids)
Biological process (GO): MAPK cascade; protein phosphorylation
Molecular function (GO): MAP kinase kinase activity; ATP binding
Source: RefSeq, a predicted model, not a curated record